Molecule: messenger RNA, 567 nt
Organism: Acanthamoeba castellanii str. Neff
Lineage: Eukaryota; Discosea; Longamoebia; Acanthamoebidae
Exons: 2
Coding region: 1-567 (188 amino acids)
Source: RefSeq, a predicted model, not a curated record
AUGAAGACCACACUCGCCUUCCUGGCUUCGCUCGUCGUGCUGCUGUGCGCCUUUAACGUCCUCAGGACCGAGGCCGCCAUCGAUGGCGCCACCGCCACCUUCACCAACCAGACCUUCAGCGAGAACGGCACCAACCUCAUCGGCACCUUCGAAUUCACCAAGGACUUUGCCGCCGAUUCCCUCCAGUGCAACUUCACCUUCCCCGGCGACAAGACCUUCUUCAAGGUCAUGGACCGCUACCUCAUCAGCUACAACCAGCAGCGCCCCAACUUCACCCUCAAGAGCGACAUCAGCUCCAAGACGCUCAGCACGGGUUUGGUGCACAUUUACAACAAUGCCACCAUCACCAACGGCACGUCGAUCGUCUACUACCUCUACCCGUACGACCAGCAGAAGAACUUCGGCAGCAAGUUCGACCUCGGCGUCAGCUGCCAGCUCGAUGGUGAUGUGCUCGUCGAGCAGACCCUCGCCAGCGUGGUGAUCAACAACCCCAAGGGCGGCAGCUCGAGCGCGGCCACCAUCACCAGCUUCUUCCUGCCCCUCCUCACCACCUUCCUCCUCUACUAA